Molecule: messenger RNA, 1723 nt
Organism: Rhododendron vialii
Lineage: Eukaryota; Viridiplantae; Streptophyta; Magnoliopsida; Ericales; Ericaceae
Product: protein FIP2-like
Exons: 1
Coding region: 478-1500 (340 amino acids)
Cellular component (GO): nucleus
Molecular function (GO): transcription cis-regulatory region binding
Source: RefSeq, a predicted model, not a curated record
UUUCCCAUGUACAGUAGUAUAGUACUCCUAAAAGGAAAAGAGAAGGAAAGACGACGGGGUGCAAAAUUCAAAAUGCUACUCCCCGUCCCAGCGGUAAAUCAGAGCCGCCUAAACCCACCCCCCGGGUGGGCGGGCGUGGGCGGCGGGUUACGAAACACGGCCCACUUUCGGUGGCGGUCAAAGAGUCAAACACUCCCCCUUGUUUCCAUGCGCACCCCCGUGCACGAUAGCCCUCCCUCUCCCUUACCGGUGGCUCUCUACUUUCUAGAUCCCCAAAUCAGCCGCAAACCACCACCCCCUUAAUAAAAACCCAAAAUCAACCCCAAUUAUUACCAUCAUGUCACCGCCACAUAUCUCCCUUCACCCACCGCCACACCACAACCGCCUCCUCUUCUUCUCUCUUCUCUUCUCUCUCUCUCUCUCUCUCUCUUCCUUCCCCCUUCCACUCUCCGCCCCAGAAUCUCACCCUUCUAACCCAUGUCUGAAUCAUCGUCACCUCACCAAAACCAGGUGGCCCUGCUGGCCCAGCCCGCGGUCGUCGCCACCGCCGUGUCUUCGCGGCGCCUCCCCCCGCCGUGCUGGUCCCACGACGAGACGGUUGCCCUAAUCGACGCGUACCGCGACAAGUGGUACUCCCUCCGGCGAGGAAACCUGAGGGCCAACCACUGGCAGGAGGUGGCCGACGACGUCGCCGCCCGCUGCCCUCCUCCUCUCUCCUCCGAAACCCCCACCAAGACCUCCGUCCAGUGCCGCCACAAGAUGGAGAAGCUCCGUAAAAGGUACCGCGCCGAGCUCCAACGGGCCUUAUCGUCAUCGUCGCGCCACCCUAAAGGCCACCGGUUCAACUCCUCUUGGGUCCACUUCAAGCGCAUGGAGUAUAUGGAGAAGGGCCCCGCUUCCGUUGCCGCUGCGCCGGAUCUGAGCCCUGAAGAUAACGACGAGGACGACGGCGAUGACGACGGUGUUGAUGAGGAAGAGGAGUUGUAUCAGAGCGUCAGGCGUGGCGGUGGCGUAAUUCGUCAGAAUCGGAGCGGUGAUGGGUCGAUUAGUAAUGGGUCGGGUGGAAAAGGCGGGUUUCGGAUCAGACUUCCGGCCCGCCCGCCCGGCCCCACACCUCAGGCCAAGAUUUAUAAUAAUCCUAACACUAACCCUAACCCCAGUUUUGGGUCAACUAGGGUUUUGAGAGAUGGGUAUGAAGAGAAGUGGGGGUUCGGGAAAAGAAGCGGAGGUGGUGGUGGUGAGGGAGGUGGGAAGAAGAGAGAGGGGGAGCCGGUGGCGGAGAUAGUGGGGGCAAUUAAGGCGUUGGGGGACGGCUUUGUGAGGAUGGAGAGGAUGAAGAUGGAGAUGGCGAGGGAGGUGGAGGCGAUGAGGAUGGAAAUGGAGAUGAAGAGGACGGAGAUGAUUCUGGAGUCGCAGCAGCGGAUUGUUGAGGCCUUUGGGAAGGCGUUUUCGGAGAAGAGAAACAAGAAAGUCAAGAGAAUGCCUACGCCAGAAUCUUGAAUUUUGGAGAUAGGUGGAUUGGGGUUUAACAGGUUCGAUUCACACCCAACUAGUAGAUGUAGGUUUGGGUAGUUAGAUUGUUCAUGUUCAGUGCUCUUUUGUUGCCAAAUCUGAUCUUGUUGUAGCUUGUUUCGGAUUAUUGUAGGCUUGAUUUGGGUUUACUAUCAAUGGAACUGUUGUGUACGGAUGAUUUAGUUAAGCAUGGGAAUAAUUCUCUUCUAUA